Pisolithus orientalis is the source of this 2430-nucleotide messenger RNA. RefSeq names its product adaptin N terminal region-domain-containing protein. The coding region runs from base 1 to 2430 and encodes 809 amino acids. The transcript has 15 exons. Gene Ontology annotation, molecular function: clathrin-cargo adaptor activity. The record is from RefSeq and is a predicted model, not a curated record. Gene Ontology annotation, cellular component: membrane coat; Golgi apparatus; AP-1 adaptor complex. Gene Ontology annotation, biological process: receptor-mediated endocytosis; intracellular protein transport; Golgi to vacuole transport. NCBI's taxonomy places the organism in Eukaryota, Fungi, Basidiomycota, Agaricomycetes, Boletales, Pisolithaceae.
AUGCCCCACUACAAUCUCAAGUCACUGAUCAAGGGCAUACGGUCAUGCAAAACGAUUGCAGAUGAACGCGCCCUUAUCCAACAGGAAUCGGCAGCCAUUCGUGCUUCAUUCAGAGAGGAGGACUCAUACGCUCGAUACAACAAUGUCGCAAAGCUUCUCUACAUAUACAUGCUUGGAUCUCCAGCCCACUUUGGCCAAAUUGAAUGUCUCAAGUUGGUCGCCAGCCCUCGCUUUGCAGAUAAGCGCCUCGGAUACCUCGGCAUCAUGCUCCUACUGGACGAGAGCCAAGAGGUGCUCACCCUCGUAACAAACUCGUUGAAAAAUGACCUGAACCAUUCUAACAUGUAUGUUGUCGGACUCGGACUAUGUACAUUUGCGAAUAUUGCAUCGGAGGAAAUGUCCCGGGAUCUAGCAAACGAGAUAGAGAAACUCCUGGGGUCGAGCAACACUUACAUCCGCAAGAAGGCUGCUUUAUGUGCCCUGCGCAUCAUUAAGAAGGUCCCUGACCUCAUCGACCAUUUCGUUUCAAAGGGUAAGAGUUUGCUGACGGAUCGGAACCAUGGUGUCCUCCUUGCUGCCAUUACCCUUGUCUCGGAAAUGUGUCAAAUGGAUGAAAAUUGUCUGAACGAGUUCAGAAACGCUGUACCCCUGCUCGUUCGCAACUUGAAGUCCCUCAUUACAACUGGGUAUAGCCCUGAGCAUGACGUAUCCGGUAUCACGGACCCGUUUUUGCAAGUCAAAAUUCUACGACUUCUCCGUCUUCUUGGAAUGGGCGAUGCAAGGGCAAGUGAGACCAUGAAUGAUAUCCUUGCUCAAGUUGCAACCAACACGGACUCGACCAAGAAUGUCGGAAACUCUAUCUUGUACGAGACCGUCCUUACUGUCCUCGACAUAGAAGCGGACAGCGGUCUUCGUGUCAUGGCCAUCAACAUACUCGGAAAAUUUCUCAGUAAUCGUGACAACAACAUUCGCUAUGUCGCACUUAAUACCCUGAACAAGGUUGUCUCCGUCGAUACUAACGCCGUCCAACGUCACCGAAAUAUCAUUCUGGACUGUCUCCGGGACGGUGAUAUAUCAAUUAGGCGUCGCGCUCUCGAGCUUUCAUAUGCCUUGAUCAACGAGCAAAACGUGCGCGUCCUUGUGCGCGAGUUACUUGCCUUCCUCGAGGUUGCCGAUGACGAGUUCAAAACGGGUAUGACCACUCAAAUAUCGCUUGCAGCUGAACGUUUUGCUCCGAAUAAACGAUGGCAUAUUGAUACUGUGCUGCGAUCGUUGAAACUCGCUGGAAAUUUCGUUCGGGAAGAAAUCCUCUCGUCAUUCAUCCGCCUUGUCGCACAUACCCCCGAACUGCAAGCCUACACAGCUUCGAAGCUUUAUACUGCCCUGAAAGCCGAUAUAUCGCAAGAGUCUCUCACGCUUGCGGCUGUAUGGAUCAUCGGUGAAUAUAGCGAAGUUCUACUGGAAGGUGGUAUCGUGGAUGAGGAACAGCCCAAACAAGUAAGCGACAAGGAUAUACUAGAUCUUCUGCUUUCGACACUCGACUCUCCCUACGCCAACUACUUGACUCGCCAAUUUGUUCUCACCAGCAUCACCAAGAUCGCUUCACGGCCGACUAUGAGUCCAGCGGAGCAAGAGCAUGCCGCUGAGGAUCCUUGCCAAGAGUUCGCGAGCUUGUUCACACUCGGAGACCUCAAGGUUGGAGUGUUGGAGCGGAUGCCUCUUCCCGAGCCAAAGGCGACCGUCAUGGGUGUCGUCAGCGAGAACAAGCCUGUCGGCUCCACGAGGGCAACGAAAGAUGCUGACCUGCUUGGAGACGAUUUGGUGUCUCCGUCUCCUCAGGUCAAUGCAGUGCCACACCAACCACAACCAGUUCUCCACAGCCACCAUCCUAGCCAUAAGACCGCUGUACAAGACAUUCUUGGUCUUUUCGACUCACCGAAACCCUCGACGCCAAGUUCUGCGGCGGUCCCAUCGAGCACCCCACAGUCCGCUUUCUCGCUUCUGCAAACUCAAGUACAACCGGUAUCUUCACCACAGCCGGUAUCGGUACAAUCGUCUGGAGCACCACGGCUCACAUCAUACCCGGCAUAUGAGAAGAACGAACUGAAAAUUACACUUACCCCACAAACGUCAGCAGCUCGACCUGGGAUUGUAAACAUAAUGGCAAGAUUCCAGGUUACGGGAUCAAACACCGCCACUGGAGUCAACUUCCAGGCUGCCGUCCCGAAGUCGCAACAGUUGCAGAUGCUACCAAUGUCGAAUUCGGAUAUCCGACCCAGUGCGACUGAAACACAGCAGAUGCGUGUGAUCGCCCCCCCUGGUGCAAACAUCCGACUACGACUACGUGUCUCGUACACGCUUGCUGGUCAAGCGAUCCAGGACCAGGUGGAUUUCUCGGGUUUCCCUCCUGAACUUACUGGCACAGCGUGA